Notechis scutatus (mainland tiger snake) is the source of this 706-nucleotide messenger RNA. Lineage: Eukaryota; Metazoa; Chordata; Lepidosauria; Squamata; Elapidae. The record is from RefSeq and is a predicted model, not a curated record.
AAUUGGACCUGAAAGCCCCUAGAUAACCGGCUCCAAAUGGAUUGGCGGGUGUGGGAAUCCCCCUCUUACGACUUUCUCUGUGCUUCCUCUUCCCCCGUCCUUUCAGGAGCAGAAAUUCUGCCAGCGGUAUGACCAGCUGAUGGAAGCCUGGGAGAAGAAGGUGGAACGCAUUGAAAACAACCCCCGGCGUCGAGCUAAAGAGAGCAGAGUCCGCGAAUAUUAUGAGAAACAGUUCCCUGAGAUCAGAAAGCAGAGAGAACUUCAGGAACGCAUGCAAAGCAGGGGAGGGCAAAGAGGCAGCGGAUUCUCUAUGUCGGCGGCACGCAGCGAACAUGAGGUGUCGGAAAUUAUCGACGGGCUCUCGGAACAAGAGAAUCUGGAGAAACAGAUGCGCCAGCUUGCCGUCAUUCCACCGAUGCUGUACGACGCAGAGCAGCAGCGCAUCAAGUUCAUCAACAUGAACGGCCUGAUGGACGACCCCAUGAAGGUCUACAAGGACCGGCAGGUGAUGAACAUGUGGAGUGAGCAGGAGAAGGAGACCUUCCGAGAGAAGUUCAUGCAACAUCCAAAGAAUUUUGGUCUUAUCGCCUCCUUCCUGGACAGGAAAACAGUUGCGGAUUGUGUCCUCUACUACUAUUUGACCAAGAAGAACGAGAACUACAAGAACUUGGUGAGAAGGAAUUACCGCCGGCGAGGAAAGAACCAG